This is a messenger RNA of Selaginella moellendorffii, 1342 nucleotides long. RefSeq lists its product as uncharacterized. The transcript has 2 exons. Bases 239 to 1150 code for a protein of 303 amino acids. The record is from RefSeq and is a predicted model, not a curated record. NCBI's taxonomy places the organism in Eukaryota, Viridiplantae, Streptophyta, Lycopodiopsida, Selaginellales, Selaginellaceae.
AUGGUUUGUUUGCGGGAAGGAGCUUUGUUUGUUGCGCUGCGCCUAGGGUUUGGAUCGUUGCGGCUGCCUGUGCUUGCAUCCGCCCCGCCCGGAUCUCCUCUUGCAUGCUCGGCAGCAGUCCGGGUGUAAUCGCGGGCUGGAGGUCUGUGGGAAGAAUCGAGAGAGAGAGAGGGAAAUUUCUCUCGGUUUUGGCGGUGAAAUGCAGCAGGAGUCGCCCCGAUUGUGAGGCGCACGAGUCAUGAAUCUCACCGCGGAGGAACCGGAGGCCCAUGGCAGCAGCAAGAUGGAGGGCGGCAGCUAUUUCGGAGGGGGGGGCUCGCUCGAGGUCAAGGUUCUCUAUGUGCGAGUGAGCUACUGCCCGCUGGAUGGGAAUCCCGACUCCCUGGUGGUGCGCUUCCCCUCGCGGACGAUCGACAAGUACCUGGAGGUGAAUGGAGCCCGGAUUCCUCCCUCCGAGGAGAUUUCUCUGGCUCUCCGGAGGGACAGGAUGGACACCGAGUCCGUGGAGGUGACUUACGUCGGCACGGACCACUUGCAUGUUGUGGGGUCUGUUGGUUUUGAGGUUGUCGAUAAGGAGGAAGUUCUUCUCAGUGGCGUGCUCCAGAAGGUGGAGAAGAAGUCCUCGUCCACCAACAAGGCCGGAAGCGUUGUAUGGAAUAUGGAGUGCAACUGUGCUUUGGGAUCAGCUGGAUGUGUUUUCACUCGUGGCCGCCACGAGUACUUCCUCACACCACCGACAAUGGAGAUCUGCGUUGUGGGCUCCCACUCUGGAUCGCCGAUAAUCUUGACUCGGACUGUUCAUCUCAUGGCCCGGCGGAGAGUGACCCGGUGUGGAAUGCUUGAUGCCAUUCCAGAGGACGAGGAGUGUCAUCGCUCACAGAACAGAGCUGCUACGGACUCUGAGGUUGAUGCGAGUGACACGAUUCAAGCAAGUAAUGAGAACCAAGAACUUGGGCUGAGCAAGUUCUUCCUGCCCGAGGCAACCGGGUAUGGGGAGAACGAGGACGGGGAGAUGUCCUGGUUUAACGCGGGUGUCAGGGUAGGCGUUGGUAUCGGCCUGGGGAUGUGCCUGGGCGUUGGCAUAGGUGUUGGCCUCAUGGUGCGGACGUACCAGGCCACAACCAGGAGUUUCAGGAGAAGGCUGUUUUGAGGGACUUCCAUCUUUUGAAAGAGCUGGCAGGAGAAGGAAAAAAAAAGAGUGUGUUGGAUAACGGUUCGGGUUCCCAGGUGUGUUCCAAAGUUUUAGCAGCUAUAUAGUUGUGGUGGUGCUACAGUCUCCUCCACAAUUGCGGAUCAGAGUCUAGUCCUUGUGCUCUGUAAAAUUCCAAAUUUUCUUCUUCUA